AUGUCAGACCAAGAUGACCCAGCUCGAAGGGAACUUUUCGAACGAAUUGUUGCCACAGACACCAACUACCAACUUCCUCGCCAGCGGUCCCCCGAAGAACUCCAGCAGGACUGGCAGUACCUUGUUUCCAAGAUGCAGGAGCUCGCGCGAGGGGAGAUCAGCAAACGCGACCCAGGCAGUCUCGAAGAACUCCGUCAACUCGAGUCACACAUCGAACCGUUCCUCCACGCCGUCCAAUCAGCCGGCCUGUAUUACGAGUUACUGGCGGCCUUCCGCUACGUGGACUUCUACGACCGCGACGUGUUUCGAUUGUUUUCCAAUGUCACCACGGCGUUGGCCCCUUCCGGACGGCGGGAUCUUGUCAAAUCCUUUAUGCUGUUUAUGCCGGAAGGGUGGAUACAGGAUGACCACAGCAAGAUGGGCCGGGACAUAAUAUUUGUGAAAAGACCUGGAGGGUAUUGGCUUCCUAUGGGAUCGUACCCUGACCCCUGA
This is a messenger RNA of Zasmidium cellare ATCC 36951, 492 nucleotides long. RefSeq lists its product as uncharacterized. The record is from RefSeq and is a predicted model, not a curated record. The coding region runs from base 1 to 492 and encodes 163 amino acids. The transcript has a single exon. NCBI's taxonomy places the organism in Eukaryota, Fungi, Ascomycota, Dothideomycetes, Mycosphaerellales, Mycosphaerellaceae.